AUUUUCCUUAAUUGUUCUGAUAAAUUUGUGCAGUUUUUUUUCCUUCAGAAAAUGUUAUUGUUUCAUGUGAUACAAAACGGACCAGUCUGUCUUAAGUAAAGUAAAGUAACUUUUAAAUGUUGACAAAAUGUAUUUGAGGUGAAGUUAAACACGCGUCAAAGAAAUGUCUGCUCUGAUGUGAGAAAUGGAGAUCAACUUGGGUUUCAACAAAACUGGGCCCGAGACGGCCGACCUCAGACAUGACAUGUGCAUCUGUUUACUUUCGCCUAACGCUAAAUUCUCUACCAAAGCAAUAUCAACUACGUUUCUACUUCUUCAUAAAUCAUACAUACCCGAAUAUUUACGUAAAUCGUAUAAAUACAUUACUAAACCGUGUGUGGUAUUUAUUUAUUUAAUUUAAAAAAAAAAAUUAGAUUCGAAAAGACUAAGACCGUGUAUAUUUAGAUUAACAUAAGAAAACUACCAAUAUGGAUUAUAUAUUAUCCUAACUUUGAUUUUUUCUUUGUUAAGCUUCGACCUAUAAUUUAUCUUCCGAAAUAAUAUACACUUACAUUUUCUUUUCUGUAUUUUAUUUUUUUAAUAAAAUCUCCUACUAUGAGAUAUGUAUUCGACUUGAAACCAAAAUACAACCAAUCUCCUUUUCAUUUUUCUUGCCGUUUUAGAGAAAAUUAACAAAGGAAAGGUAAAAUCAAAAUUUUCCAAAUUAGCAAUGAAGUAAAAGUCAUGGAAUCAAUGAACGGAGUUGUUAGCUCAAAAAUUCCAGUUGUAGAUUGCAAUAGCUAUGGACUUAUUUGCUGAAAUAAUUGAGCACCACCAUACAGCUGUGCUUUUACUUUUAUUGCCUAAUAAAUGUAACACAACACCUUUUUUAAUGUAAAAAGAAAUGUAACACAACACAAAGUCAUAAACUAUCCAAUACAGUUUCAUGGAAGCUCCCUCAGUAUGUAUAACGCAAUAUUUUACUAUUUUUAGGUUUAGUUUUUUAUGAACUUCCUAUUUGUCAUUAUCACUUCUGACUAAUCUGGUAUGAGAAAACUCGCGAAAUGUAGUGGUAGCUAUAGCUAACGCACCGGCUUAUUUUCCUAUUUUUAUUUAUUGACUAAUAUUUUCCUUAUGUUCUACUCCUUUCCUUUCACAUAAUAUUUUUAUUUAGAGAUAAAUACUAGUAUAAUUUUAGUGUAACUUUUGGAAGUAUAUCGUUUUCUUACAAUAAAAAUUAAUGACAUAAAAUAAUAAAAUUUUAGAGUAAAACUCUUUUGAGUAAACGAAAAUAUGUAAUUGAUUUAUCAACUGGUAUGAAAAAUAUAAAUAGUACUUAAUUUAGAUAGUUAGUUUAGACUUUAGAUACUUUAGGAUGUAGUUGCUUUUACAUAUAAUCAUGUAAAUACAAGCAGAGUCGCAUCCUAAUCAAGUGGAUUGAAUAAUAUUGGAGGACAUUAAGCUACUCUCAUAUAGAAAUCUAUACAGUUAGUAUGAUAUAUAUUCGAAACAAAAUGUCUUUUUAUCUAUUUAAUUCAAACCAUUAUAUCAUAUGUUUUAUAAACCAGAAGCUAGCUACGUCUUUGGCGAUCCUGGAAAUCUCGGCAUCCGAGGCAACGAGGAAAACCUCAUAUUUUCGGGGUCAUCGCCAAUGGUCGAGAACAGCAACUAAGUCUUAUGGAUUCUUAGAACAGAAUAGUAGAACGUACCGGGUUGAGUGGGUGGGCGAAACUAGGAUGUAAUAGGUUGAUUUGGAAAUUUUGUUCAAAUUGUGCUUGUAACUGGAACUGAAUCUCGUUAUCGGGUUGAAUAAAAAUUUACUUAAAAAAAAAAUGUUUUACGAACCAUUGUUAAUUAUGUCAUCGCAAUGGUUGACGUGUCGAAUAUUCAUGUAUAAUUUGUCGUAUUAUAUUAUGUCUCCUUUUUAAUACAAACAUGCAUGUUCUUCGAAAUUUUUCUGAGUCAAUAAUAUACAAAUGAUUAUGUAUAAUCCCUAGGGUGUAUAAUUGACCAAUCCAGUACUAUUCCAUAGUGUAAAAAUUUUCUACCUUAUAUAUGUAAAUGUCAGUUAUCGACAAUUUUAUAAACAUAUCAUUAUACAUACUGAUCUAACUUAAUUCAAGUAUUUUACAUGUAUAACUUUGGUUUAGUAACACUUGAGAAAUAACCCUAAUACAGUGAACUCGCAAUUCGAUCUCCGUUGACUAUUAGAUAAUUUAACAUUGCAUUUAUGGAACUCAUAGAAUAGUCGGUUUACCUAAUUCAAAAAAAAGUUCUCAAUGAAGAUACACAAUAAAAAAAUCUAUUAAUUAAUGAUGAAUAAGGGUAUCUCCAACCCAACUCCAAUUUUUACUCUAAAAUGGAGUAAAAGUGGAUAUGAAGUAAGAAAUAUUCUAACCCAACUCCAUAAUAGAGUCUACUCCAUUUAUGAAGUAAUCUAUUUUUGUUUGUUUAUUACUCCAUUAUGGAGUGAGAAAUGAAAUGGGUUGGAGCAUUUUAACUCCAUAUCCACUUUUACUCCAUUUUGGAAGAAAAAAUAGAGUUUAACAUUGGAGAUGCUUUAAGACAACCAAGUAGUGAUAACUUAUUGGUAAUAUUUUGAGGCUUGGUGUGUUUUUAUAUCAGUUAUGAGUUCGAGUCUUCCUAGAAACUAAAUUAUUAAUGUUUGGCUGGUUUGGGUUUGAACUUUGACCUAAGUGAUUAACAUGGUGGACUGUAACAAACGAUCAGUUCACUCCUGGUAUUAAUCGGAAGGCAUUCGAGCCUUUAUGAGAACUAAAUUGUUAUUGCUUGACUAGUUUGUGUUUGAGUUUCGUUCCAAAUGGUUAACAUGGUGGGCUGUAAUAGACAAUCGGUCCACCCAUUAAUUGAAAAGCAUUCCAAAUUUGAGUUAUGGUAAUCAGUCCACUAUUUAUCAAUAAGUUCAUUAGACUGAAAUAAUCAACCAAUAGUAUUAUAAAAAAAAAAACGUUGAGUAAGACUUACUGAAAUCGAAUAGUGAUAUAUUAAAAAAGAUAUUAGACUCGAUUUAGUGAGUGUAUUUUUUCUUUCACAAAAGACUCCAGGAGAAAGAGUGAAAGACCAAUUAAACCUAGAAACGUAAGAAAUUCAAGGGAUGAUGAAAAUAGGGGUUGUAGACUUGUAGUGGUCGAAAAGGUCACUUACAACUAUUUUAGGAAGUUUUAAAAAGAUCUCAAUAUCUUCGUUUUCGCUAUAUGUCUAAUAUAUUUGUUAAAAAUGUGAAACUUUUUUUUGUCAUAUGUGAAACUUUUAACUAUAAGAUCUGUCCAACAAUUACAAACUUUGUUAUCUUUUAUAUAUUACACCAAAUUUAGUAAAACAAAAACAAAAUGGAAAGAUUGUCAUUUAAAUCACCGGCUUUCAAAUUUGGUUGAAAAAAAACAUAAACUUUCUCGUGGACCAUUUAAAGCAUCAAUUUAUAUUAACUAGUCGUUUUAACCUUUAACAUAUUUUGACUAGGCCAUUUUUAAGACGAUGUUAAAAUGGUUAACAGAUUGAGUUAACAAAGUUAAUCUCCGUUUCUACUCUCUGUUAAAUUCCUACAACAUCGUUUUGGAAUUUUUAAAAAGAAAUUGAUGCUCAAGGGAAUCGAACAUGAGACCAAGCUUCCCUUGUUACAAACCUAAAGCACAAGACCACUUACGAUUUCAUUGACAUGUAUAAAUAUUAAUAGUUAAUAUUAUUAUACCUCCGAAUCAUCUUAUUCUAACCUAAUUCAUUUAUGAGUCUAAUAAACCCCAAAUUGUUUCUUCUUAAAACUUAGCAGAAUUGAAUUAGAGAUUUAGGAUGGGAGAAGAUGAUUAGGUUCAAAUUCACAAUUUGUAGUUUUCAAUUCCUACGAAGUUAUAACCUUUAGAAGCUGAAUUUGUCACAAGCAAACAAAUUUUGGUUUGGUUUCCGAAUUUGAAACCAACCCAUCGCCGCCAGAUUCAUCAUAUUUCCGUUUCUUAAAACCUAACAGAAACGAAUUAGGAAUUUAGGUUGGGAGAAGAAGAUUUGGAGUUUUAAUAAUAUUAAUUAUUAGUAUUUAUACAUGUCAACGAAAUCGUAAGUGGUCUAGUGGUUAUGCUUUGUAAUAAAAGAAGUUUUGAUCAUAGGUUCAAUUCUCUUGAACUCUAAAUUUUUAAUUCAAAAACAACGUUGUAUGAAUUUAACAGAGAUUAGAGACGGAAAUUAACCAUGUUAACUUAAUCUGUUAACCAUUUUAACGGUGUUUUAAAAAUGGUCUAAUCAAAAUAUGUUAGAGGUUAAAACAGCUAGUGAAGAUAAGUUGAUGAUUUAAAUGAUUCACGAGAAAGUUCAUGAUGUUUUUAACCAAAUUUGAAAAUAGGUUAUUUAAAUGGUAAUUUUCCCAAAACAAAAUGUGCAUUAACAUGAUUGAGGACGUAUGGCUAGCGACAAUUGUCAGAGUAAGUCACAUAACAAGUGUCAUCUAACUAGACUCCAGACCUCCACUGAGCUUUUUCCCAAAACUUAUCUUCACUUUCUCGCGGUUUCUUUUGCACGAAAAUGUGUUUACCAUUUAAAUUUAAUAGAACCAUUCGUUCAUCAAGAAAGGUAAAGAAAAACAUGAACACAAACGAUCGUGGCCUUACCCUCUUGAGAUUAGUCUUCAUAUUUUCUCUUCUUUACUUCCCUUACUUAGCCAUAUCUGAAACGCCGUGCCCGUACCCGUGUUAUCCGCCGCCCAUUGGCGGUGGCUCCUCCACGACUCAACCACCACCAUAUCCUCCUCCAGCCUUUAACUACCCUUAUCCAGCUGGAAAUUUACCAAAUUACCCUUCGCCACCAUACAUCGGUGGAGGCGGUAGUGGCAGCUUCCAUGGUCCUCCACCGCCGGAUGCUAUCUUGCCUUACUUCCCCUACUACUUUAGAAAACCUCCUCACCAGACGGAACAAACAUCCUCGUCUCCACUUGUGGCGGUUUCAGGGAAAUUGACGGUGAGGAUCAUAGCCAUGGGAAAUCUUGUGGUAGUUGGACUUCUCUGUAAUAUUUGGUAAUCAAGUUAGUUACUAAGUAACUAUUGCUAAAACCUUAUAUGUUUAUAAAAAUAUAUUGUAAUAUACUUCAGAGGUCUAAAGCAGAAAAAGAAGUUGGCUUAAGAGGCUGUGCAGACUA
Messenger RNA from Brassica rapa (field mustard), 5119 nucleotides. Its product is annotated as leucine-rich repeat extensin-like protein 3. Lineage: Eukaryota; Viridiplantae; Streptophyta; Magnoliopsida; Brassicales; Brassicaceae. The record is from RefSeq and is a predicted model, not a curated record.